UUGGAUACCGAAGGUCAAGGGCGCUCACGGGAGGCCGGGGGUGCUCGCCCCCACACCCUCCACAUGGGCGUGGCUCCGGAUAGAAAUAGAGUCGGCGAUACAGUUUGUCAACACACGCCCACGGAACAGAGCCUCGACCGGGCCGGGCCGGGGGUACGGGACACCCCGCUACAGGGUGUGGAGGACACCCCGCGUGGAGGACAGCCCCCUCACCCCUCACCCCUCACCUCUGAUGGGUUCCAGGAAAUCACUGGACUGACCGUUUGCUACACUGACGUUGAUGGUCCGUCUGUUCGGUUCAGUGUGAGUGUCGUCUCCGCCCCGUUCACCUCUUCAACUGAGCGACCUUCGCUGAGGAUGUCCAACACUCCGUCAGCUGUGGCCGCAGGAACCAUGGAAAGUGGUAACAUUGACCUUGAACCUCAUCCAUCACUACAAGUGUCUUGUUACUUGAUAGCCAUCUCUCUUGACUACUCAGAGUCGAUGUAA
Danaus chrysippus (African queen) is the source of this 489-nucleotide messenger RNA. NCBI's taxonomy places the organism in Eukaryota, Metazoa, Arthropoda, Insecta, Lepidoptera, Nymphalidae. The record is from the annotation of a GenBank genome assembly.